GGGGUCGGCUCCGGGUGAGUCACCGGGGCCGGGGGGCGGCUCUGACCGGCCCGUCCCGUUCCAGCCCCGCUUCCCGGGGAUGCGCAGCGCGGCUCGGAGCUUCCCCGGCGGCGGCGGGCGCUGAGCUCGGCGGGCACGAUGGACACCGGGAUGGGGGCCGCGCUGGCCUGGAGCCCCGGGGCGGCCUCGCAGCCCCCGCCCGGGCUGGGCGUGAAGUUGGGGUCGCUGGUGCUGCUGCUGCUGCUGCCCCUCGCUUGCGGGCUCGCACCCCUCUGGUGCUUCCGACAGCCCCCCGACCCCCGCAGCCCCGUGCUCAGCCUCGUGAGCUGCUUCUCGGGCGGCGUUUUCAUGGGCACCUUCCUGCUCGACCUCCUGCCUGACUACCUGGGCAGCAUCGCCGCGGCGCUGGAGGGGCUGCGCAUCACGCUCCAGUUCCCUCUGCCGGAGUUCAUCCUGGCCAUGGGCUUCUUCCUGGUGCUGGUGCUGGAGCAGGUGACGCUGGCUCAGCGGGAGCUGUCGGAGCCCCCCGAGGAAUCACGAGCGCUGCUGCCCAACGGCUCCAUCCAGGCGGCGGUGCCCGGCGGUCCCGGUAGCUCGGUGGGUUCACCGGUACCGGUGCCCGGCGCUCCCGGGGCGCUGCGUGCCGGGGCGCUGGCGCUGGCGCUGGCUCUGCACGCCGUGCUGGAGGGGCUGGCGCUGGGGCUGCGGGAGGGCGACGCGGCCGCUCUGCGGGUGCUGCUGGCCCUGCUGCUGCACAAGGGCGCCGUGGCCUUCGGGUUGUCGCUGGAGCUGCUGCGAAGCCGCCUGCGGCCUCCCGUCGUGGCCUCGUGCCUCGUGCUGCUGGCCCUCAUGUCCCCGUUGGGCGUCGGGGUGGGCACGGUGCUGGCGGCGGGCGCGGGGCCGCGGCAGCGCCUGUGCCGGGCCGUGCUCGAGGGGUUGGCGGCCGGCACCUUCCUCUUCGUCACCUUCCUGGAGAUCCUGCCCCAGGAGCUGGGGGUGCCCCAGAACCGCAUCCCCAAGGUGAUCCUGAUCCUCGCCGGCUUCGCGCUGGUCAGCGCCAUCCUCUUCGUCAAGGGGUGAGAGGGUCGUCGGAGAAUUCCUCUUUUCCAAAAGUGCCAAAGUGCCUCUCCCAUUCCCGUGCCUGGAACUCACAUCCCACCCCGCACCCCUUUUCCGAAGUGCCAAAGUGCCUCUGCCAGCGCUGUGCCUCAGUUUCCCCACCUGCACAAGGGAUCGGUGCUGUGACCCCCCCUCAGGAGUCCGGGAGGGGGUGAGGGUCCCCCCCCCAUAACCACAAGUGCCCUUACGGACUCCCCCGCAUUUGGGGGUGUUUUAUGAAGCAAAUAAAGGACUGAACCCAAAAAAUCGCUGCGUCUGCCUGGGGAGGGUGGGAUGGAAUUUGGGGUGCCAUAGCAUCCCCCCCCGGAUAUAUGGGCUGGGGGAGUCUGGAUCGCGCUGAUUUUGGGUAUGAGGGGUGUGUGCCGUGUUCCCAGGCGUGGGCCGGGGGUCACCCCGCUGUACCCCCCGAUCUCCCCCAUCCCAG
This is a messenger RNA of Catharus ustulatus (Swainson's thrush), 1543 nucleotides long. RefSeq names its product solute carrier family 39 member 1 (gene SLC39A1). NCBI's taxonomy places the organism in Eukaryota, Metazoa, Chordata, Aves, Passeriformes, Turdidae. Gene Ontology annotation, cellular component: plasma membrane. Gene Ontology annotation, molecular function: zinc ion transmembrane transporter activity. Bases 139 to 1080 code for a protein of 313 amino acids. Gene Ontology annotation, biological process: zinc ion transmembrane transport. The record is from RefSeq and is a predicted model, not a curated record. The transcript is spliced from 3 exons.